Molecule: messenger RNA, 2339 nt
Organism: Prunus dulcis (almond)
Lineage: Eukaryota; Viridiplantae; Streptophyta; Magnoliopsida; Rosales; Rosaceae
Exons: 1
Coding region: 231-2102 (623 amino acids)
Biological process (GO): cell surface receptor signaling pathway
Molecular function (GO): protein binding
Source: RefSeq, a predicted model, not a curated record
GUUGGGCUCAGAAAUUUCAGGGUACGGAGCAGAGCAGAGCAGACACGCGCAAACAUGCCAUUGUCAACAAGAAGCCAAGAACCCAAGAAGAAUAAAUAACAGUGACCCAACUCACAAAAUCCCCAUCUUCUUCCCCCGCUUUUAUUUGUCAACUCGGCCGCUGACUCGUCUUCGACUCACUUGACUCGCCUCCCCAAAACAGCACAAGCAAGCGGAGACUGAAGCGAGCGAUGGCUUCGGAAGAGAAGCGCAUUGAAGACGAACUGUCGUACCCGAUUUUGCUGUCGGAGCGGGUCCGGUCCGCCGUGGACGAGGCCGAGUCGUUCAAGCUCGAGUGCUCCGAGGUCGGCAAGCAGGUGGAUCGCCUCUCGCAGAUGCUCCGAACCGUCGUCCGCUUCGCCACGACGGCGCCGUUCUUGUACGAGCGCCCAAUUCGGCGCAUCGUCUCCGAGGUCUCCAAGAAUCUCGAGCGAGCCCUAACCCUGGUCCGCAAGUGCAAGCGCCAGAGCGUCCUACGACGUGUCGUGACGAUCACCAGCGCCACCGACUUCCGCAAGCUCUUCAACUUCCUCGAGUCUUCCGUCGGAGACAUGAAGUGGCUGCUCAGCAUAUUCGACCCGGACUCCGGGGGCAAUAACGGAAUUGUGCUCUCCCUCGCCCCGAUUGCCAGCAACGACCCGAUUCUCUCGUGGGUUUGGUCCUUCAUCGCCACUAUUCAAAUGGGUCAGUUGCCGGAUCGUGUUGAGGCUGCGAACGAGCUCGCUUCCCUGGCCCAAGACAACGACCGGAACAAGAAGAUUAUCGUCGACGAAGGUGGGGUCUCGCCGCUGCUGAAGCUCUUGAAAGAGGGCUCGUCGCCGGAUGCCCAAAUUGCGGCGGCGACGGCGCUCUAUAAUCUGGCCAGUGAUCAGGAGAAAGUGAGGACCAUUGUGAAUGAGGUUGGGGUGCCCGCUAUUGUGCAGGUUCUAGGCGACUCGCCGAUGAAGGUUCAGAGUCGAGUGGCGACCUUGGUGGCGAGAAUGGCGGAGCAUGACAGUCUUGCCCAAGAGGAUUUCGCCAGAGAGAAUGUGAUCAGGCCGCUGGUGACGCUGUUGUCGUUUGAGACUUUCGUGGAGGAUCGGAAGAUUGAAUCGGGUAAGCAAAGCAUUCACUCUCUAGUUCAGAUUAACAAGGAAAUGGAGAAGAGCACAUUAGGAAAAUCCAAACCCAGUAGCAAUAGUCGUGAGAGUAAUUUUAGACCUUACUCGAAUUCGUAUUCGAGUUCUUCGUAUACUUAUUAUGCGGAGGGAAGUAAUCGCGGGGGACAUAAUCAUAGGAAGGAGAGGGAGAAUGAGAAGCCCCAUGUUAAGCUACAGCUGAAAGUUAGUUGUGCAGAGGCCUUGUGGAUGCUUGCUAGAGGUAGUGUUUCGAAUAGUAGGAGGAUAACUGAGACGAAAGGUUUGCUUUGCUUGGCUAAGUUGGUGGAGAUGGAACAGGGUGAGUUGCAAUUCAAUUGUUUGAUGACUAUAAUGGAGAUAACAGCUGCUGCUGAAUCCAAUGCUGACCUUAGGAGAGCGGCGUUUAAGACCAAUUCACCAGCUGCCAAGGCGGUUGUGGAUCAGCUCUUGAGGCUGAUCAAAGAUGUGGAUAGCCCGACAUUGCAAAUUCCUUCUAUAAAAUCAGUUGGUUCAUUGGCGAGGACAUUCCCUGCUAGGGAGACCUGGGUCAUUGGUCCCCUAGCGACUCAACUUAGCCACAAAAAUCUAGACAUGGCAACAGAAGCGGCAAUUUCACUUGGGAAAUUUGCUUGUCCAGAUAAUUUUCUCUGUAUGGAGCAUUCAAAGACGAUUAUUGAGUUCAAUGCUAUCCCAUCUCUGAUGAAACUGCUAAGAGGCAAUGAACACUCACAGUUGCAUGGACUGAUUCUCCUAUGCUACCUUGCACUACACUCUGGCAAUACUGACAAUUUGGAACCGACUAGGGUGUUGACUGCCCUUGAAGGGGCAGACCGUAAUGUGCUGCCUCAACAUCCCGAGUUGAGAGAAUUGGUGGUGAAGGCAAUAUAUCACCUCAAUCUGUACCACACUGGAGGUCAUUCUCAAAGGCUGACAUACGUGCCUUGAAAACAAGUUCAGCGGGCUAAAGGACCGAAGUUUGUUUCUGGUAUAUCAUUGUGCUGUGCAGCAGUAGUAGGAUCAGGUUGAUACUUUUGAAAGGGAAGGAAACAGGGCUCAUACAAACAUAGUUGAUUUAUAAGAUAAAUGCAAAAGUUCAGAAUUAAUUGUUUUUGAGAAAAAAUAAAAAUAAAAAGAGAUGACUUGUUUAUAUGAAAAGAAUACUCUAUCCUCAGUUCAGUCGCA